This is a messenger RNA of Numida meleagris (helmeted guineafowl), 3026 nucleotides long. RefSeq lists its product as uncharacterized. The record is from RefSeq and is a predicted model, not a curated record. NCBI's taxonomy places the organism in Eukaryota, Metazoa, Chordata, Aves, Galliformes, Numididae. The transcript has 7 exons. Bases 529 to 1257 code for a protein of 242 amino acids.
ACUGCAUCAGGUGGGCUUUGCUGGGUGCCUUUCAGCCCUGACCCUGCCAGGGAUGCACUGCCCCAGCCCAGCUCCGUGCAUCGCUACUGCUGUGCACAGAGCCAGUGUGCAGGGGGCACACCUCACAGGCAGAUUUUGGGCAGUGAUUUGCCCUGCUGUGGGUGUUAUCCCGUUUCUUUCAUCUCACGAUGCCUGCUGGCAUCGCUCCCAGUAACCACGACCUUUUUCCUACAAGAGCGAAAGCGAAAAUCGAGUUGCUUUUAAAGGCAAGGAAAGCCAGCAGCCCUGCCUCUGCCUCCCCGCUCUGAUCGAUGUCUCCUGCUGGGCUCUGGAUGUGGAGCUGCAUGUCCUGAGCACACAGACGCUGCUCAGGCACCGGAGGGCUUCCCUGGACUCUCACAUCCUUCAAGGGAAAGAUAAAGAAGAGAUGUAACAGCUGCUAUUUGAUGCCCACACAGGGAGAUAACCCAGGGCAGGGUCUGGUGACCCUGGUUGGAUCACGGAGGUCCACCAGCGCCCGGCAGCCAGAUGGGUUCUGCCUGCGUCCCUUGGCUGUGCCUCCUGCUGCUGGCCCUGCCCACCUCACACGCAGGUAUUGCUGUGCCCAGAGCUAACCUUGCUGAGGAGGCAAAUGGCUCUUCCAUCAUCAAAACCACUGUGACAGUCUACUACUGUAAAAACUAUGGAGGAGAAGAAUGCAAAACAUCUGAUUACACAGGCUUUGAAAUAAUUGGCAAAACAGAAAAUGAGACAUUUUCGAAUGAAAAUAUUAGUCUGGUGACCAGUGAAAUGCACAUUACUAUGUGUUUUCAGCAAGAAAACAUGUGUCGUGAUGGAGCUUAUGUCAUUUUCUGGGAGAAGGCCGGGGGAGUAGGAGAUCCGCGUGGCAUCUUGAAGUGUGAAGCUCCCCUUGAAGAUAGGAGACAUAGCAUCAUAGAGGAGGGGAAAAUCUGCUGUGAGACAGAGACCGAUCAUGCAAACCCUCACAGUGUCCUGAAGUGCUACAUUGGAAGGACAGAUGAGAAAAAUACAAACACAAUGGAUGGCAUCAAUUAUUAUGGGGAUCUGGGUAAUCAUCAAUAUUUAGUCGGUGAAAACAACCAAACCGGCCUCACUGCCACACUCCUCGUUGUCGGGAUCUGUGCAGGAGCAGCAGCACUGCUGUCCAUGUAUUGUUAUUACAAGAGGCGGACCCGGAAACAUCAAGGACCUAUCAUAUUGCUCGCUCAGACUCAUCCAGUGAGUGGAGAGAAAUAGCUGUCUUGAAGGUGAUCUGUCUUACCUGUGACGGUGCCUGUUUCUCUGACUACAAGGGCAGCCAAUGAUAACAAGCUGAGACUGUUGAAUAUCUGCAGAUAGAUAAAACACAAGUUGAUCUGUGAAAAAUGUGAGUUACACAAGUGCUUGCAAAACUUAGUAAGGAUAGUGCAAUGCUGGUAUCACUGUAGUCAUGUUACUAAGACAUAGAAAUAAACAUACUGCUGGGAUAUGCAAAAAAUAUACACCUAGGGGCUCUCUUGAGGUCCUGCUGUCUGGUGUUACGCUCACUUAUGAUUCUCACUGAAAUCAACCUGCGCCUUUGGCCUCACAGAUAUUUUUCCUUCAAUUCUUACCUGCUAGAUUAAUCAAACAAGUUUCUGAAAGCAAAAACCUCACAGCUAUUUGAAAUACCAUCUACGAAAGAGAAAAGCUGGGCCUUUAGGCCAGCAGCAAACCCCUCAGCAAUGAAGCACAGCCAUCAACUGAAGAAACACUUGUCAUUUUCGUAAAUGUGCUUCCAUCACUCCCAAGCAUUCCUUGAGGACUGAGAUUGCCAAAGAUGUCCAGCGCCAGGUCUUCACCAGCAAUGCCAGAAGAUUGCUGGAGCUCCUGUCCUCUCCUGGUGCUUGGCUGAGGGCCACCAUCAUCACAAAACCAGUGGCUGGCUCAGCAGCACAGGCCUAGAGCAGCCCACUCCUCUCGGUGGACGAACUGACAGAAUCAACCACUCAAACCAAAGUUCUUCGGAGAACUGCAUCUGUACUCAGGAGAAGUGUGUGUCGAACCCUGCGACAGACGUUCUAUAUAAGUUUUCCAUGUCACAGUGCAGUAGCAUGGCUGUGGUUCUUCAUCCUUUAGCUCCCAGGUGGUCUCUGCAUUUACACAGGAAGGCAUUUAGUGAGGUGACUGAUUUGUUUAGGGAAAGAGGCUUGGCCUUCAAAGCAGAUGUCCAAAACCUAAAUUGAAAAGUUAAUUGUGUAUGACAACAAAAUAUAUGUUAAUAAUUAAAUUUAGAAAUACAGAAAAGUCUUUGUUCUUCUAUUUCACUCUUAUUUGACAGAACAGUCUAGUACUUCCCACAACCCCAGCCAUAGCAGUGGGGGCUUUACCUUCCUGCUGACCUAAAGUAAUCUUAACUCAGCUCUCUAAUGUGGUCUUCUAAUGGAAAAAAAAAUGUCUGCAUAUAUAUAUCUUCAUGUUCUUAUGUACAGUGUUCAAAUUGAUGGUUGAUGCUGUGCUUUUUUUUUGGAGACUCUCUUUUUUGUAUACCCUCAGGUUCUGCAUUCUUUGGGAAAGGGACAAGAAGACAUUUGAGAACUUACGUUGUAUAAACUUGAGCGAUUCAGAUUUGAUAAUGAGCAGAUUUAAUUUCUAAUCUUUAACACUAGUUGGAGCCAGAGAGCGGGUCAAGUCUCGAGAAUCAAGGUUACCUGCACGAUUCUGCCCAGUGGCAAUUGUUCAGCUGUCACGAGAUGCCAUCACAAGCUGGUCUUUGUGGCUCACCCAGGCACCUUCCUUUCCAUUUCUUCUGCCUUUCUGCUAGCUAUUAUGCAGCUGUGAUACUGAGAGGUGUCACUACCAGUUUUGUGGCUCCUGGGCUCUUUUUUCCUGGUAACACCAAUUAUCCAAUGUGUUGGAAAAAAAUAGCUUUAAUGAUCUAUGCUUCUUGCUCUGAGCAAAUGAUUUAUGCUGCUUUAUGUGAGCUUUUACAAAUCAACAUAUGCAUGCAAAUAUACAUUUCUUAAAUAAAGAUUGAUUGAAGAUAC